UGUAUACACACACAUACAUAUUUGUACACUGUUGCACUCACAUGCACAUGACGACAAUCAUGAUGUCAAAAAGCAAUACACUCAUUCUUCACAGCCCGCAUGUAGAUGCAUAUCACACCUCUUCAGUGAGAUAGAGAGAAUAAUUGAGGCAAGAAAGAGGAGAAGGAUAUGUGAUGUUUGCAGUGCUGGGGGAUGAGGGUGUGUUUGUGUGUACGGGGGGGGUGAGAUGUGGGGGCGGAGAAAAAAGUGCUGGCUCGCCUCCAGCACUGACGAAAGCUGCUUAACCCUCCCAGUUACCAUAGAGACUGUCAGGCACAGCCACCAGUGAGAGAGAAAGAGAGCGAGGCAGGGAGAACACCAACAAGCGAAGGCAGCGGAUAGAAGUGAAGAGGGAGAAGAAAAAGAAAGAAGCAGUUAGAGACAGGGUAAAAUAAAGGGAGAAGAAGAAAGAAAGAAAAACAGAGGGUGCAGUAGAGAUAGUGGCAGAGAUGGAGGUUCAAAACGAAUGCAGUGAACCGCCUCCAUGUGAUCCUCAGCCACCAGGAAAGCUAAACAAAGCCGCCUUCAAGCUGUUCGGCAAGCGUAAGUCCGGCAGCAGCAUGCCAAGCAUCUUCUCUGUCAAGAACAAAGGGGAGUCCACCGGUAAAGCCACUGGCAAGACGCUGGAGCUUGUUAGGAGCAAAACCCAUGAUGGCUUAAUAACGGACACUGCUUCAGAGCUUGACAGCCACCGGAAAGAGGAAUCUGCCAGUAGCGAUCAGCUCCACGCCGGCACGCCAGAUGGUGUGUCCGCUGCCCCCCUCCGCAGCUCCAUCACCAAGUCUUUCAGCUUCUUCUCUUUACUGCGCCGGAGCAGCAGCCGUGCAGGGGAUGGAACUACUACAGUGGGACGGCGAGGACGAGGACUUAAGGGGCUCUUUAGCAGCAUGCGUUGGCGGCGGAAGCCCCAGGUUCAAGAGGACUCCUUAGAGGUGGCCAAGGAGGUGAAGGAAGGAGACCUUAUAGUUUCCUCUAGCUCCGGCAGUGUGAAAAUGGAGAAGGACAUGACACUGACUCUUGAGCCCCUGCCGCAAGUGUUUGAGGAGACUCCUCUCCCAGGGGAAGCUGAGAAAUGGAAGGCGAUGUCUGUGCAGGAAUUACAGGGUACUAAUGAAUUGGAGUGUGGUAACUUUGGUCCUCCUCUUUCACAACAGCAUAUAAUCACUGAGGAGUCUCCAGCUCCAUCUCCUUCUCCACUCCGAGCCCAGACAGAAGGGCUCCAACAUGAUAAACACAGCAGUUCGACAAACUUGUCCUCUAUUCCAACCUGCGCUUUGACCCCUCCAAUGGAGCACAGCACAGACGAACCACAAUCUGAGCAAUCUGUGGAUCGCCUAUGUUCCAUGUUCACCGAUGUUACUUCACUAAAGAGUUUUGAUUCUUUAACAGGCUGUGGUGACAUCAUUGCUGAUCCAGAGGAGGAUUCUGGGAAUGGGGGAAGUGCCACAAGCAGUGGAACCGGUAGCAGUAGUGGGGGAUGCAUGGGUCGCAGAUUAAGUGGUGCGGGGACAAAUUCAGAGAGAUGCUCUCCUGCCAAGCCUCCACUUCCUCCUCAGGUCAGUAGUAUUACAUCUAUCCAUGCUUCUUGCUACAUGCCAGCCCACCAAAGACCACGUCCAGCCCCUAAAAAGCCACAAGGUAGUGGAGUUGUUGCCUACAUGGGUGGAGGGGAGGAAAUGGCUAGUCCAGAGGCGGUUGAUGAUGCUGACAUGCAGGGUCUAUGGCAUAUGUUGCCCCAGAAGGGUGAAGACUCCCCAGCCCUACGACGUGCAGAGCCUGUCUUGCAUCAUGCACCAACCCGCCUUGAGAAGAGGCCACCUCAAGUAAAGGUGCUUGGUCUCAGUAAGAUCCCUGUGAGUGGAGGUAGCAAGAUGGGAAAGCAGCAACCCUCACUUCCCUCACCUCCCCCUGUCGAUAAAGAACUCAAGGAUGCCCCACCAAGUGAUGAAGGCUACUGGGAUUCUCCCACACCUGGCCCAGAGGAUGAGGAUAGCACCUUCCUAUGUCGGGAAGGUUUGCUAAGGGAUAGCUGCUCUGGAGAUGCACUUUAUGACCUCUACGAUCCCGACAGCCCUAGCGCUGCUGGCUCAGACGAUGACGUGAAUUCACCAACAAAAUCUGCAAGUGAUCUAAAAAUGAACUUGCCUUCCCCGAAAUGCUCGUCUUCUGCCACUUCCUCAUUCCGUUCCAUGAAAGGCAGCACCAGCCUACCUCGAGAUUCCAAGAUCCCUAUUAGUGUGAGGCAAACACCACCUUCCCAUUCUUCCAGCCAAGGUGCACUGUCUUCCAAUCUUAGCCCCACUUUAACCACCCCUCCUAAAAAGUCUGAUGCCCCACCACGCACUCGAAUCCCUGUUUCGAAGGUUCCUGUCCGUCGUUCCGGCAACAAGAGCACCCCCACUUCUCAAAGCAGGAAGUAGAGAGCUUGGAGGCCCAUCAUGUUUUUGACAAUACAAAUCUAUCACAAGAGCUUUAGGCCAAAACACAAUGUUUUUUGAUAUAAAGCAAUCAAUUUACAAUUCUUUGAUUUCACCCAUCUACUGAGGACUAUAUCUUUACUGUGUUUUUAUAUCUUCAAAAUUAAUUUUCGUUAUGUGUCGCAUAUUACAGCCUAAUGUAAUUAAGAGUUUUGUAGAAUGCACUGCAAUAUGUAAAACGACAUUCAUAAUAAUGUUAUCUUGAGGUUUUUUUUUUUUUUGUUUUUUUUUACACCAGACUUUCACAGAGAAAUAAUAAGGUGAGAAUGCUGAUCCUAAGAAGAAUGUUAAAUAUCACAAAGCUUCUCAUUCCCUUCCAUUGGAUCAAUGAAACUGUGCUAAUUUCUUGCUUUGUCAUCCCACAAGCACUGUGUAAAACGCAGCUGCAGUCUUUUAUCUCUCCAGUAUUUUACAUGUAAUGAAUUCGGAGAACUGUGUGAGAUUAAACCAAGCACUUCAGACAAUAAAGCUGCGUGGAGUCUUGUACAUUUAAACUGGAUCAGGGAACAGCCUUUUGUUCAAGACACUUUCGUAUCACACAAAUUGACUUCCUGUUGAUAUUGAUGAAAAGUAAAACAUUCUUUUUACUGAAUCUUCACUUUUCUUACUCUUUUAUAUUGGACAAUGACCUCCCUGUGACCUCACUGUGGAUAUGUGUGCACUGCUUGUUUUGUCUUUUGGAAAACAUGACUUGCAAAAAAUAAAUCCCCGGAUUGUGAGUAUCCUCCUUUUUCACAGUGAUUUGUACUACUCUCGCUAACCUGGACAUAUUGAGCUGGAUAUUUUUGAAUGUAGCAUGACAUCACUACACACAAAGGUCUGUUUUAAUUUGCCUGCUCACUACUCAAUAAAUAAAGGAGAGAGAUAUAUGGAGAAGCUCAUCAUGAAUUAACUGUCUUCCCUCAUGUGACCAUUCUUCUGGAGAUGUUAUCAUCCUUUGGCUCUAAGAUUUGGACUGGGCUUCCAUAGGAAGAGUUUUCAAGUGAACAAUCACUACAGAAAUUGUCUUCUUAAUCAGUAUUUUUUUUUUGAGUUUUCCAGUAUAAAAAUGACAAAAAUAACCUUAAAGCAACAUAAAUUGACAUUUAAUUAAAACAAAUAAAAAAUAAAAACAUUUUAUAAGAAAAAUAGUGAUUAAGAAAUAGAUUUUAUGCAGUAUUUGGCUUGAUCCACCAGUCAGUAAUACAAUUUUUACUCUGUUUUUCUUAACCACUAGGACAUUUUAUUUGUAAACUGUAAAACACUUUUCUCUUCAGAAGGCCCAUGACAUGCCUUCUUUCUUUUAUAUACUGUACGUCUGUCUUUAAAUUGUUCUUUAUUUAAUAAAUAAAACAACUCUCUGUGUAUAUCCAGGAAGUGGACAUAUA
Molecule: messenger RNA, 3883 nt
Organism: Cyprinus carpio (common carp)
Lineage: Eukaryota; Metazoa; Chordata; Actinopteri; Cypriniformes; Cyprinidae
Gene: amer2
Product: APC membrane recruitment protein 2
Biological process (GO): regulation of canonical Wnt signaling pathway
Cellular component (GO): plasma membrane
Molecular function (GO): phosphatidylinositol-4,5-bisphosphate binding; beta-catenin binding
Source: RefSeq, a predicted model, not a curated record